Messenger RNA from Gracilinanus agilis (Agile Gracile Mouse Opossum), 3517 nucleotides. It is a transcript of the gene OSER1, whose product is annotated as oxidative stress responsive serine rich 1. The record is from RefSeq and is a predicted model, not a curated record. The transcript has 4 exons. Lineage: Eukaryota; Metazoa; Chordata; Mammalia; Didelphimorphia; Didelphidae. Gene Ontology annotation, biological process: cellular response to hydrogen peroxide. Bases 159 to 1046 code for a protein of 295 amino acids.
UCCAGUGGCGCUGGGCGCCCCUCACACCGCUCUGGAUCCGGGUCCGUCAGGCCCCCGGGUCCGGAGAAGAGUGGAGCGGACUGGACCUGGUCGAGCAACUGCCUCUGCUGCUGGGGGCAUUAAUAGAUAACAACUAUAACGGUGAAGCAACUUCCACAAUGAAAUCUGAAGCCAAGGAUGGAGAAGAAGAGAGUCUGCAGACUGCUUUCAAGAAGCUAAGGGUGGAUGCAGCAGGAUCCAUAGCUUCUCUUUCUGUUGGAGAGGGGACAAGUGUCAGAGCAUCAGUUAGGACAGCUACAGAUGAGACCAAACCUAAAGCUAUAUGUGCAUCAAAAGACAGUUGGCACAGUUCUACAAGAAAGGCUUCACGAGGAGUAGUGAGAACCCAGCGUCGUCGGCGUUCCAAGUCUCCAGUUCUUCAUGCUCCAAAGUUUAUACACUGCAGUACAAAGCCUGUAUCUUCCACCAGUCAGCUCAGACACAAAAGCCAAACUGACUGUCCUGACAGCAAUAGCCGCCAUGGAAUUCUACCUUCUAAUGAGUUCAGCACAAAGGAAUGCUCUAUUUCUUCUCUUAGUGAGGCCAAUCACACAAGAGCAGUGAAGGAGCCCUUGGGGGCUAUAGUUUCUGAUGGUGCAUCAGAAGGCAAAACAGAAGAAGAUUCCUCUAAUGCUGCUCUGGCCUCCCAAGCAAGUCUCAAGGCCAGUGAUCUCUCUGACUUUCAAUCGGUAUCCAAGCUGAAUCUGGGCAGGCCGUGUGCAUGUGUAGGCAAGGAGUGCCAAUGUAAGAGGUGGCAAGACAUGGAAGUGUACUCCUUCUCAGGCUUCCAGAAUGUCCCUCCCUUGGCACCAGAACGAAGAUCCACCCUUGAGGACUACUCGCAGUCUUUCCAUACCAGAACUCCAUCUGGCUCGCCCCGCUCUUGUUCUGAGCAAGCUAGGGCCUAUGUGGAUGAUGUGACUAUUGAAGAUCUUUCAGGCUACAUGGAAUAUUACUUGUAUAUUCCCAAGAAAAUGUCCCAUAUGGCAGAAAUGAUGUACACCUGAUAGCAAUAAGCAACAUCAUGUGCUUUAAAACCAAUGAAGGGUUGGAAAAGUGACUUAGUUACUGGCAGACCGCUCAGCCACUCUGUGAGAAGAUACCUUCCUCUGCUCACUGUGCUUGCAAUAAAAACAUUUCUUUGCAUCUCAAUUAAUUUUCAUUCUUUAAACUAAUUUCCCUUCCUCUCUCCACUUCCCUUGGCCCCUAAAGAAAGCCCAGACAAACCAAAAAAAUCCUCCUAAGAUGGAUCAUAGGAUUUAGAGCUGAAAGGGCCUUAGAGUGCCAAAUAAUCUAACCUGCCAGUUUCCUGACCCCAGUUUUACAGAAGAGGAAACUGAGGUCCAUUUUAAGUGCCUACUCUGCAAAGAACCAUGCUCUGGGUACAAGACAAAAAUGGAAGUAAGUCUGCUGUCAUGGAGCUUUCUUUUGCUAAGGGAUAAAAACCUGUAAGCAACUAAGUAAAGCAUGUACUAUAACUUGAGGAGAGAGAGAGAGCACUAAUAAUAGAGGACCAAAAAAAACUCCUUUAAGGUGGCACCUGGACUUUACAGGAAUCUGUGGAUUCUCUAAGGCUUGUUCAAGGUGACACUGAUAGUAACAGAGCUGGGGUUUUGACUCCAAAUUAGUGAAGAGAUUAAACUUAAAAUUGUUGGUGGGUAAAAAUUUAAUAGUAAAUGCUUUCUUUAAUAGUAAAAGCCCUCUUUUUCAGGUCUAUUAAGCAACAGAUAACUUGGGAAAAUCUGAACAGACUUUUAUAAAUUAUUUGGAUGAUUUUAUGCAAUAGUUAAUGACCCAAAGAAUUUUCCAAAGAAGAAAGAGCCUUAAAAUGAAUUUACUGUUUCUAAUUUUAAUUCAGUACAAGUUUUUAUGAUUCUAAAGUUAAUUAUUUAGUGUUAGGUCAUAGAUCAUGUAGUUCACUAAAUAUAACAAAAUCAUUUAGUCUUAAUAUCCACUAAAACUUUCCACAAGCUAUACUGUAUUUGGUGGUGAAAGGAAACUGCAAGAUUCAGAAAUUAAUACUUUUGUUAGGAGUAAUGGUAUGUGAGAGAUCCCAAGUUUAUUUGGAUGAACCCAUUUGCUGUUUGUUUCACUUGACUGCUAAGUGACUGAUUUAGUGUGAAUGCUGUGAUAUCAGGCAUCUCAGUGCAUUGUUCCACCACUGCAGUGGAAUCAUGGGAGCAAGAUGGCCUGCUUGCUUUAUUGGUGUAUUUAAAGCUGAAAUGGAGAUGACUUUUUAGAAGUAACCAAGGGCUGUUAGAUUCUGUUCCUUCAACUUCUAGGUGGCAUUGGUUUGGCAACCUCUUUCUUGGCUUCAGUGUUGCUGCUAGAGAAGGGCAAAGCAGACAAAGCUAGGAGUAGUCUCUGUCUUUAAAUGGGCUAUUACAUUUUUCAGUUGCCUUUUUUUAACCCUUACCUUCUAUCUUGGAAUCACUACUAAGUUUUGUCCAGAGAAGGUCAAUUUGACCUUUUUAAAAGUCCCUUCCAUCCCUAAAUCCUAUGAUCCUGCUUUUCUAUAACGGUUCCUUUAAAAAAUCAGUUGGAGAUGGGAGAGGGGGAGUGGAUUGUUUCUUUACUAAAAUUGUAGAAUCAGCAAUACUUCUAGCAGGCAAAUCUUAAAUUGGAAUUCAGAUUUCCCUACUUUUAAGACAUCUAGAAUUUCUAUGUACAGCCCCUUCUGGGUCUGUUCUUUGCCAAAUAUUACAUGUAAUCUUCCUUCUCCCACUGCAUAUCCUACAUGAAAUAGCCAGGCUCUAGAAAUCAAAAGGGAACAGGCUGAAGGGGCGGUAUGCAACUUUUGUCCAAAUUCAGGGUUAUUAAGCUGUGAAUGUUUUAGAGUAUUUGACAGUAAAGAAGAAGAAAGCAGAUAAGGGGUAUUGGGCUAUUGCUUUGAAAAUGAAAUGAAAAUUGAACAUUUGUUGCAGUUUAAAUUUUAUCAUUUACUUUUUUGCAAGUAACAAACUACUAAAACUCUAGAUUAAUUCUAAAACGGUUCAGCCCAAUCAACUUAAAUAUUUCCUGGGGGAAGGAAAAAUAAAGCCUGUUCUACUUUGUAAUUCAUCUGGCCAUAUGAGGUCGCCCUUUCUUCUUAAGAAAUCCAGCAAUAACAUUACUGUAGUGAUGCCCCAGAAGACCAUUAAUCCCAAAGUGGUUGAUUGCUCAUCCACUUGGCUGUGUUUUCAUAUGUUUUAAAUGAAAGCAGGUGACAUCAACAUAGGCUACCGACUAUACCAAAUUUGAAAAAUCGUUUACUUAGAAAUUGGAGUGACCUUUUACCAGUUAGAAUGAUUUGUUAAAGGGGAGGAAAUACAAAUUUGUACUAAUAUACUUCAGGGGCAAUGGACAGGGGAAGGGAAUAUUAACAUCAAAGUAUCUAGCAUUUAAGGGAAUUCCUUCUCAUUCUUGCUCACUAUUUUGUUUGGCAUGAUGGCUUCUUUAAAGUGUGAAAACUGCCUCCUGAAUAAACGAUUUGAAAGGG